This is a messenger RNA of Daldinia decipiens, 1224 nucleotides long. RefSeq names its product glycoside hydrolase family 93 protein. The record is from RefSeq and is a predicted model, not a curated record. NCBI's taxonomy places the organism in Eukaryota, Fungi, Ascomycota, Sordariomycetes, Xylariales, Hypoxylaceae. Bases 1 to 1224 code for a protein of 407 amino acids. The transcript has a single exon.
AUGUCGCUCGUUUUCAUAUUACUUCACUGCCUUAGCUUCAUAUCCCUUGGUUUAGCUAGGCCUCUCCAUCCUGCUCAUCCCCUUCACGAAACAAGGGAAGUAGGACCUAGGGGUGAGCUAAGGGAAGCCUUCAGAUGGAGGUCGAUCAGGAACAAACUUCACCUCACCUACCGAGACACCACGGUAGAUUUUAACGAGAUCGGCGCUUCCUUCACUCUUGGCGAUAGGGAAAGCCAGCUGUCUCCCGGAGGGACAUACCCUCGCCUCACUAGGCUCGCAGACGGCGGCAUCCUCUCGGCGUCAGCUUACACCGUAAAUGGGUUACGAACUAUUAGAAUUGCCAGGAGCGAUGACGACGGCGCAACAUUCAACGAAAUCGGCUCUGUCGCCCAAAGCCCCGGGGACUUGGAUAACGCAUUUCUGAUUCAACUCCCGUCCGGAACUGUCCUUGCUGCCUUCCGUAACCACGACAAGGAUUCUAAUGGUGCCUACACGUAUUUCCGUAUUACCGUCUGUAAAAGUGACGACGGCGGUCGCACGUGGGUUUUCUUGGCCCAUGCCGCCCAACAACCCGCUGACGCAUCGGGCUUCAACGGACUAUGGGAGCCCUUCGUCCGGAUCGGAAAGGACGGCGCACUCCAGCUAACAUACUCUGGCGAGCUAAGUCAGACUAACCAGGAGACCUUCCGCACUCUGUCCUACGAUGGUGGAGCGACAUGGUCUACACCAGAUAACCUGAGGUUACACAGCCCGGAUCAGCAAUUCCGAGACGGUAUGCAGGGAAUUGCUUCCAUCAAAGACGCCAGUGGCCAAGAUGCUCUAGUCAUGGUCUUCGAAGUCAAGGACGGCCCGAACUUCUACCUCGGAACCGUGCUUUCGUACGACGACGGUUACACAUGGGGUAGGCGAAACAUUAUCUACCGACCUAAUCAACACAACGCCGGGGCGCCGCAGAUCGCCACUCUUGGAAAAGGUCUUGCUGUGGUCUUCAUGACCGACGAGGACCUGCCUACCGACCAGCUAGAUUGGGCUAACAAGGCUGAUAUCAAGAUGAUCUUUUCUUCGGAGCUUAACAACGGCGACCUUAGGUGGACUAGCCAGACAUUCCACCUCUCGGAAGACAGCUCAUACUGGCCAGGUACCUUCCAGAGAGGAGACAACAACAUCAUGGCUGUCUACGAGCGCGGAGGAGUUCCUUACGGGAGAAUCAUCACGAGCGUCUAA